Messenger RNA from Aureobasidium musti, 3048 nucleotides. The record is from the annotation of a GenBank genome assembly. NCBI's taxonomy places the organism in Eukaryota, Fungi, Ascomycota, Dothideomycetes, Dothideales, Saccotheciaceae.
AUGCUGUCAGCCGGCGGCAUGCAUUAUUCCCAGGGCUUUGGCCGCAUGUCGAGUGCCAACAUGGUGACACACCACGACCACAACCAAGCUCCCAUGUCCGGACUGGAUGCUCUGGCACAAGGAUCGCAGUACGCAUUGCAGCAGCUCCACGACUCGCACCUGAAUCCAGCUCCGCAAGAGCACGAUGCAUUUAGCCAGAAUCAGAACGGCCAGGACCAGAGCGCGAGCAACAAGGGCAGUAGCAAUGGAGCACCGGUGCGACGACGAAUCAGCCGUGCGUGCGACCAGUGUAACCAGCUAAGGACCAAGUGCGAUGGCAAGACGCCUUGCGCGCACUGCGUGGGUACGUUGGCAAGCCGCUUUCACACUCGACCACGCCCAGCUGAGACCAAGCCCCGACUAACGCGUCAUGAUAUACAGNAAUUUGGUCUUACGUGCGAAUACAACCGCGAGCGCAAAAAGCGAGGCAAAGCUUCGCGCAAAGACAUUGCUGCCCAGUCUCAGCAUCCCGCGACCGCAAAUUCAGACAAUGGCGGAAACGACAGUCCCAAGUCGAGCAACGAGCAAUCCGCUCCCCCGGAAAACGCCACCGACAUUGCCCAGAACUCGCUCAAGCGCCGGAGGUCGAGCAUCCACCAUGUACCUCCACCACCGCAGCAGAGAAGGGCCUCGAUGACCGUACAGAAUCCACAGACCCUGGCCCCACCUCUACCUCCACCUCCUCCACCAGCUCAAGCACAGCAACCACAGCCUCAACCACAGUCGCAGCACCAUCUACCGCCGCUGAAUUUGAAACAAGAUGCCGUUCCGGGUGCUCCAAACGAUCGCUACUCCAACGUACGCGCCUCGGUCGACGGCCAAAACCAGUCUGGUAUCUUGCCCAAUCCUCGCGCAAACCACUCGGCGAUGCCUGAUCGAACUCCCGUUGGCGUCACCAACUACUCAGGCCCGAUGGAUGAAUAUCACCGUAGUGUACUGCAACAACCUCCAUCUGCUGUAGCCCAUCACCCCAUGAUGCCUGCUGGUGCUGCUCCCCUCUCCGCUCCACUUGCCUAUCCAAAUGGCAUGACCUUCAAUCCCGAGAGUCCUUAUGCUGUACCAAGCCCGCAGAGCCAAAACAAUAACUUCAACACAAAUUUCCGGAUGGGCGAGUCGCCUAUCUCUGCUCACGGUCUGAUGGGCACCUCACCACAUGCCGGCUCUCCUGGAUGGCUACAGCUGCCUUCUCCUUCUGCCGCUUUGUAUACGAAUUUCCAACAACCCCACAAUCAGACCUUGCGCUAUCCUGUUCUCAAGCCCAUCCUUUCCAGGAUAUCAGCCAUCAUACCAAUCAGCCUCGCAUGCGACCUCUUGGAGAUCUAUUUCUCGAGUUCAUACAGCAAGUUCAUCCAGCCCGCCUCUCCUUACGUUCUUGGUAUUAUCUUCCGCAAGAACUCUUUUCUACGCCAAAACAACCCUCGAACAUGCAGUCCUGCUCUGCUUGCGAGUAUGCUAUGGGUUGGUGCUCAGACUAGCGAAUCUGCUUUCUUGACCUCUCCUCCAUCGGCCAGGGGCAAAGUGUGCCAGAAACUUCUGGAGCUUACAGUCAGUCUUUUGCGCCCCCUAAUUCACACACCAACAGAGGGCUCCACCCAAGCAGCUAAUCCUGUUGUGAACGGUGUUGCACUUGGAGGGUUUGGUGUAGCAUUGCACACUGCAAGGCAUGAUAGUGAGGGUGGCUCGACAGGUGCUGCGGGAGCUCUAGACGACGUCGCGACAUACAUCAACCUGGCCACUGUUGUUUCGGCUAGCGAGUAUAAAGCUGCUAGUUUGCGCUGGUGGAACGCAGCUUGGUCUCUGGCCAGAGAGCUCAAACUCGGUAGAGAACUUCCCNCUAACCCGGAUCCCUCAAUGCAACAGGACGAAAGCGCGAUCGCCGAAGGAAAUGCCGAGACCGAUAUGGGUAUGAACGGUCAGCAAGGCUUCAACUCACGACGAUUCAGCGGCAUGCCUGCAUCCGUGUCGCAACCAGGCGUCGUGACCGAAGAAGAAAGAGAAGAGCGAAGGAGAGCCUGGUGGCUACUAUACAUUGUCGAUAGGCAUCUUGCACUUUGCUACAACAGACCGCUUUUCCUUCUGGAUGCUGAGUGCGAAGGCUUGCUGCAGCCUGAAGACGAGUCCUUAUACCAGGCAGGCGAGUACUACACGAUCGAAAAUAUGCCAGAAACGUAUUACCGACGAAGAGGUCCACCAUUGGAAUGUACAGGACAUAGCAUCUUUGGUUAUUUCCUGCCGCUAAUGACCAUCUUGGGAGAGAUUGUGGACCUGAAUCAUACUCGUAAUCAUCCUCGAUUUGGUAUGCGAUUCAGGAACGGAACAGAUUUGGACGAUAUGGCACACGAAAUUAGUCUCCAGCUGGAUUCAUAUGGUCGCAGUCUGGAAGCGUUCGAAGCUCGCUUCAUCCCGGCUGAUGGCACCAACCCUGACGGCACGCAUGUCGACAACGCCAGUCCUUCAAACCAAUCUACGAGCAGCAACCGCAUCACCGAGACUAUACUUCUUACUAAGACGAUUGUGGCCUAUGGAACGCAUCUAAUGCACACGCUACAUAUUCUUCUAAACGGCAAAUGGGAUCCCAUAUCUCUUCUAGACGACAACGAUCUAUGGAUAUCUUCACAAUCGUUUGUUUCGGCUACGGGACACGCUGUCUCGGCUGCCGAUGCCAUCAGUGGUAUCUUGGAUUAUGAUCCAGAUCUCAGUUUCAUGCCUUUCUUCUUCGGCAUCUAUCUUCUUCAGGGUAGCUUCCUGUUGCUGUUGAUUGCCGAUAAGCUGCAAGGAGAGGCCAGCGCGAGUGUUGUCAAAGCAUGCGAGCAGAUUGUCCGAGCACAUGAAGUCUGCGUUGUGACUUUGAAUACCGAGUAUCAGAGGAAUUUCCGUAAAGUCAUGCGUAGUGCUUUGAGCCAGGUCCGUGGACGCAGUCUCGAAGACUUUGGCGAACAACAGCAACGCCGCAGGGAGGUGCUUGCAUUAUAUAGGUGGACAGGAGAUGGCUCCGGGUUGGCGUUGUAG